UCUUUUUUCUUUUUACAGGUGCUCCGCAGCGCAGAUAAACAGCACCAAGAUUCCUUCUCCUCAUGCCACGUGUCAAGAAACUUGAUUAAAAACACUCCGUCAGAACACCCGCGUAAAGGCAAAUCUUCAUCAGAUCAGAUCCAUCCAUUCUAGACCCGCCAAAUCAAAAUUCCAUUUUCUCCUUUCGGCGUCAAAAAUAAAAAAAAAAAUAAAAAAAAAAUAAACAAAGCCAAGAGAAAAAGGCUCGCAGAUAAUUAACCAACAGCCACUGGCUAUCAGAUCUGAGAUUGAGUUUUGAGCAAUGGAGGAAAAGCUGAUACAGAGAUUGGAAUCGGCGGUGGCGCGCUUGGAGGCGCUCUCGGCGGGAGGCUUCAGGGCCGGAGGUUCGUCGGAGAGCGGCGGUGAUAAUGCCGCGCCGGUGGAUCACUCGAUUCUGGCCUUCGACGAUCUGACGGGGCAGUACUUGUCUAGGGUUUCCGCUGCGGCGGAGAAGAUUGGGGGACAAGUUUCUGAGGUCACCAAGAUUCUCCAGGAUGCUUUCGCUGUUCUCAGGGAGCUUCUCGUCAAGGUUAAGCAAACACAGAAACCAGACCUUGCAGGACUGGCCGAAUUUCUCAAGCCGUUGAAUGAAGUAAUCACGAAAGCAAAUGCAUUGACAGAAGGAAGGCGAUCUGAUAUCUUUAACCACUUGAAGGCUGCAGCUGAUAGUCUUUCAGCUUUAGCAUGGAUUGCGUAUACGGGAAAAGAUUGUGGAAUGAGUAUGCCUAUUGCACAUGUGGAAGAGAGUUGGCAGAUGGCUGAAUUUUACAACAACAAGAUUCUGGUACAGUACAAAAGCAAAGACCCAAACCAUGUAGAGUGGGCCAAAGCCCUGAAGGAGCUUUAUUUGCCUGGUCUGAGAGACUAUGUUAAGAGUCACUAUCCCUUGGGUCCAGUUUGGAGUGCCACUGGUAAAGCAGUCACUGCUGCUCCAACAAAAGCUCCGACACCAAAAGCCCCUGCCCCUCCACCUCCUCCACCAGCUUCUCUUUUCGCUUCUGAAUCUUCCCAAGCAUCGUCAUCAGGUCCCAAACAGGGGAUGUCUGCUGUUUUCCAAGAAAUUAAUUCUGGGAAGCCUGUGGCUGCUGGUUUAAGAAAGGUUACGGAUGAUAUGAAGACAAAGAAUCGCACCGAUAGAACUAGUUUUGUUGGUGCCAGUGAAAAGGAAACUCGUACCAGUUCACCCUCCUUUUCCAAGGCAGGUCCUCCAAAACUGGAGCUUCAAAUGGGCCGUAAGUGGGUUGUUGAGAAUCAAAUUGGAAGGAAAAACUUGGUGAUUGAUGACUGUGAUGCAAAACAAUCUGUCUAUAUAUUUGGAUGCAAAGAGUCUGUUUUGCAGGUUCAAGGGAAAGUCAAUAACAUUACUGUUGAUAAGUGUACCAAGAUGGGAGUUGUAUUUACGGAUGUUGUGGCUGCUUUUGAGAUUGUAAAUUGCAAUGGGGUUGAGGUGCAAUGCCAGGGUUCAGCUCCAACAAUUUCGGUUGAUAAUACGGCGGGCUGCCAAUUAUAUUUAAGCAAAGACUCUCUUGAGGCAUCAAUAACAACUGCUAAGUCAAGUGAGAUUAACGUGUUGGUGCCUGGUUCUGGGCCAGAUAGUGAUUGGGGUGAGCAUGCUUUGCCACAACAGUUCGUACAUGUAUUUAAGGAUGCCCGCUUUGAAACCAUUCCAGUCUCCCACUCUGGAGGGUAAUUGGUACUUAUUUCAGUUGCCAAUUGCAAUUUUCUUCCCUCAUUUUAUUUCUGGAGCAAUUGAGAGUGGUUUUCAUUUUCUUCUUUUGUUUUGAGUUAGUUGGUUUCGGCAUAUAAUGGUUGAUCUAUUGAUGUUGUUGGUUCUGCUUCUGGCAA
Molecule: messenger RNA, 1884 nt
Organism: Morus notabilis
Lineage: Eukaryota; Viridiplantae; Streptophyta; Magnoliopsida; Rosales; Moraceae
Product: cyclase-associated protein 1
Exons: 10
Coding region: 302-1729 (475 amino acids)
Biological process (GO): cytoskeleton organization; regulation of adenylate cyclase activity
Cellular component (GO): cytoplasm
Molecular function (GO): actin binding; adenylate cyclase binding
Source: RefSeq, a predicted model, not a curated record